UCAGUGGAUUAUAGAAUAUAACAGUGAAUUUUGAUAUUGUAUUUCGUUUUAGAAAGAUCAAUUAAAUUUAGAAAUAAAGAUAAUAUAAUUUUCUUUUAUGUAAUGUUUCAUACAUUUCAGAAAUUUCUUUUGUAAUAGAACUGUGCAGUCAAGAUGAUGCUCACAAUUCAUGGCUUACCUCUGACUACAAAAUAUCAUGACGUGAAAGUUAUUGUCAGGCGAGAAUGUAAUCUAGGGGACUACAUUUUGGAUAAUUUAGUUACUGACGAAGAUGGGUUUAAGAAAAUCAGAAUUGGCGUGGCUGACGAAGCGGAAGGCGCUAAUUUAAUGAAAUGUUUAAAUGGAUAUAGGGUGGGCGGCCAAGCUUUGAGGGUAGUGCCCAUGGGCAAAACACCCAUAAACAAUUCACAACCUACAUUUGAACAAAGGGGUAACAAUUUUUCUGCACGAAAUGAGUUCUCCAAUCACAUGACUGAUUACGACCGACCAGAACCAGGACGAUCAGUACAACCCUGGGCUGGCAACCAAUGGGCACAAAAUCAACAGAUUCCAAAUGCAGGGAACAACUUCAAUUACCAGCAAUCAACACUAAACCCUGGUUAUGGACAGCAACAGCAACAAGCUCAGGGACAAAGAACUGUGCAGCCAUUCUUGAAUAGGUUGCCCGUGCAAGAACCUGUCUUCUCUGGAGGUGUGAGACCGGUGGCUACAAAAGCAUUGAUGCCUGAUCCUCAACAACCCCGGCGUCUGGACGCGCGUUCACAUGUGCUGAGAAAUGUCGAGAUCGUGGAUCAAAGUUUAAACCGCCAGAACAUGUCUGGACGGUUCCCCGGAAAUCAGAAUUUUGAACAACAGAAAUCAAUAACAAUAAUGAAAGACAAUUUCCAAGGUCCGAAUCAGUACUCUGCCAAUCAGCAGGGUCAUCCACAGAACUAUCCCAAUCAAGGACAACCAUCCUGGCAACAAGGCCCACAACAAAAACCUCAACCAUUCUCAAAAGACAAUCCUCCAUUUAAAUCUCAAUAUGAAGAUGAGAGGAAAUAUUCAGACAGACACCCAGGUGGCCCGAAGAAUCCGGAAGGGCGUAAUAUGUAUGAGAAAACGCGUGGUUUUUCACCACAGAGAUCUCCGAUGGUUAGAGGAAUGUCUCCAGAAAGGCCCCAUGGCGGAUCAGAUAGGAGACCUCAUGUUGGUCCAGAUGGUAGACCCCACAGUGGUCCUGACGGGAGACCCCGUGGUGGUCCGGAUGGGAGACUUGGACUAUUAGGUCCAGAUGGGAGACCCCGUGGUGGACCAGAUGGGAGACAUGGAUUAUUAGGUCCAGAUGGGAGACCCCGUGGUGGACAAGAUGAUAGACCUCAUGGCGGUCCAGAUGAGAGAAGACUGUCUCCAGGAAGACGGUCUAUUCUACCUGGUAGGAGAAAUUCGCCAUCUGGCAGAAGGAUUUCUCCAUCUGAAAGAAGAUUUUCGCCACCUGGAAGGAGAAUGUCGCCAUCUGGAAGACGUAUAUCACCACCUGGCAGAAGGGUAUCACCACCGGGCAGGAGGAUGUCACCUUCUGGUAGAAGAAUGUCGCCAUCUGGUAGAAGGAUGUCACCAUCUGGCAGGAGGAUGUCACCCUCUGGCAGAAGGAUGUCGCCCUCUGGCAGAAGGAUGUCACCAUCUGGCAGAAGAAUGUCACCAUCUGGAAGAAGGAUGUCACCAUCUGCUAGAAGAAUGUCACCAGGCGAUCGUCGUCCGCCUGAGCGGGCUGGUCCUUCGAGCCACCGCGCGGAGUCUCCGCGGCUGCAGCCAGACUCCAGACACGGCAUCAUGUACUCGCCGUCUCGUCUUCACUCUGAGAAGUCAGAAGCCACACGUUCGAUGCCUAAACAAGUGAGGCCAGCAUACGAACCAGAUUCACAGGCACCAAAUCAAGCUAUGUACUCAGGUGGUUAUCGUCCAAAUGUUCGCGAGAAUGUUCAGUAUCCAAUACCUGGGGGACGUCAAGGAGAACACUCUUCGUGGCAAGACAGAGAAAAACUUUCCUUUCCACUGAAGAAAUUAGAAGAAGAUAGAAGAGAGAGGAUGUCUAGAGGGACCGACCGGUUGCCCGAUCAUGGAGUUGAUAUGAAACGGCAACCGUCGCCUCGAAAAUCGCGAUCGCCUUCUCGCCGUGAACGUUCUCCGCUUAGAGAUCGUUACAGACGUCAUUCACCAUCGCCUCGAUCCCCACGUCGCUCGUGGGCACUAGAAAAACGCAGAAGCCCUGUAGAAGCGCCACCCCCGCCCAUUUGGCCGGGACAAAAUUUACACGAAGAAGAUAAAUAUUCAAGAUCCAGAAGACCUGACUUUCACGAUAAAAAUGAACCCACCAAACCUAUGGUUUGGGAGCGAUCUACUUUUCUCCAAAAGAAUGAAGACUCUCAUCGAGACAGACGCCCACAGAUUGAACCAUUUGGAGAUGAUUCAAGCCGAUCGCGCCGGGAUGUAGGACUGCGAGAACCGCUCCGUUCAGGUCAUAGACAGGAUUCCCCAGUUCGGCCCUUUAAGAUUGAAGAAGAGAGAUUCCCUAAGAGAGAUCAAUCCAAAUUUAGUCCACGUGAAAACUUCCGUCCGCAAGAGAUUCACGAUCAAAAGCAUCGUAGUGAUAGGGAUGAUUAUCGCGAAUUGCCACCGCGUUCGGAGCGUGAACCACACCGUGAUGAAUUGAGAAGACAAGAAUUACCUCGGCGCCCUGAGGAGAGAAUGGAAGACUAUACAAAAAGACAGGAAAAAUUUGACCAAGAACUUGACGACGUUUACAAAAGAGCCGUCGAAUUUGCUAAGAAAACAGAUGAAUUGCGGAGACAUGAUCGCAGGAGAGCGAUUCCUGAAGAACGUCGCCGAGAUGAUGAACAUAGGGACGAGAGGCAAUUCCGCCGUGAUGAGGAGCCACGCCGGGAUUUCCACGAUCCUCGUCAGGAGGAUCGUCACUCAAGACACGAAGAACGCCCAAGUUCUCAUCACUCCGAUGAAUAUCACACAUCAAGUCGAGAAAGAGAAUGGAAAACGGGCAAUGUUAAAAAGUGGACAAUUUUAGAUGCUGCAAUAAAGGUCAAAAGGGAUAAGGCAUGCGAUGAACUUUGUAAUACAAUUAUACAGAAACAUUUUAAUGUCAUACAUAGUGAAGAGAUGAAACAUCAAAUUUCAGAAGAAUUGAAAAAUGUCCUGUUUAAACAGUUAUAUGAUAUGUUUGGGGACCAAGAUGUAUCUUUUAUAGAGAUGGUCAUAAAGUUUAAUAGUAAAUUUGCUGGACAUGAUGAAGAUAAAUUAUUUAAUGAUGUGAUGUCGAAAUUACAACCUCACUACAGAAACAUGAAACGUUCAGCUCCAGAAACAUCUGAUAUUCCUGCGAAGACUUUUAGACGUUCUCCUGACCUAAACUUGAAAGAUUCAUCCUCAUUGCCUUUCCAAACGUACAGUUGGAAUAUGAACGUUGGAUUUACAAAUCCAACUAUCAACAUGGAGUAUGUUUGCCCCCUACCGGUACCACCAAUUGAUGACGUGAAUACCGUCAUGGUUCCCGGUUAUACAUUUGAUACAGCUUCGCAGGAACAAAUGUAUGUCUACCAAUCGUCAGUUCAAAGCUUCGAGGAUAUAAAGCCGAUUGAACAGGAAGACGAUGGAUUUCACUUAUAUCUGUGCAAGGACGAUUUUGAGCCGCUGUUUGAUACUGAUACGGAGAAAUUAAAACAAUUUGUUGUGUCCAAAAUAUUUAACGUAACAGAAACGUCGGAUGGUUGGGCUCCUAAUUUCAUGUUUAAAGGUUUACAGAGUCAUCAUCGCUACGAAUUGAUAACAGGUGACCCCCAGUCGAAAGAAUGGCUUCUCACAUUAGAUUUCAGUGACUUCACGAGGUUCAAUGUAUUAGUAUAUACCAACGAGGAGUUGUGGUAUGAACGCGCUGCUAUUUGGUUGCCCGGUCAUUCUAGGUAUCGCUUCGAAGAACCUUUUAUUAAACUCCAAUUACAGAAUCGUAAAACAGAGAAACUGAACAUAGGUAAGUGGAAGUUAGUUAAAAAGAUCUUAAAUAUAAAAGGUACGAGACUGUAUGUCGACAUGCCACCGUCAUCUGCCAGACUUAUUGAACAAGACAAAUUGAUGCUUAGCUACGAAUUACAUAAAGUUAGUGUACUUUUAAGAGCAUCUGCCGUAGACAAAGACGCCUUCGACGCUGGUUUAAUUGAACAAUCAGUGUUAUCUAAGGAAGAUAUACGAUCGGCUAUUGCAAAUUCUCCCAUGCCCUCACUCAAUCAAAAUGACCCGAAUAUUAUUAAAAUAGAGCUCAAAGGAAGCAAGACACUAACAUUACAACAAGGAAGGAAAAUAAAAGACAUGGUCAUAUACAACAUGUUUAAAUACCAUGAAGAUGGAGGUGGGAGUAGAACAGAUUUCGAGAAAUAUGGGUUUUGUACGCCAAAUCACUUUGGGGUCAUUCCAGCGAACUCUGAAUCAAAAAAGUGGUUGCUGAGUCGCAAUAUAGGGAAGCUGAAUCGACAGCCAGUUGUAGUAGUUGGCGGCGAUGAUAGGAACACUAAAUAUUUCACCAUGUACGUAACCGUUCCUUUUGAAUCCAACAAAUGCAUGUCACUAAUUGCCAAACGAUUGAAACAGAGUAAUCAAGGCGUGAAAAAUCUUAACUUUAGUAUGUGGAAACCAAAACAGUUUAUUUCACUUAAAAAUAAAAGUCAACUCGAAGUGGAAAUCGAUAUGGAAUCUGUCGAGACGAUUAUUAAGAUGAAAUUUGCUUUAGACUACUUACUAGGGGACAGAUCAACUAUUACCCAUACUGCUUAUUUCCAACCAAAAAUGUCGAAAGAGAAAUUGUUGGACACCAUAAAGAAAUACAAAUCGGAACAAAUGGAUAGUUAUGAUGUAGCUAAUAUGGAAUUAGAUACUGAAUCGGAUUCAGAUGAAGUCGAAUGUUUGGGUGAAAUUAACCCAUAGGUUAUCAUUUUGUUGUGAGGAAGUUUGUUUCAAAUAUGUUUAAAUAUUAUGUUAA
Achroia grisella is the source of this 5023-nucleotide messenger RNA. RefSeq lists its product as uncharacterized. Bases 154 to 4968 code for a protein of 1604 amino acids. Lineage: Eukaryota; Metazoa; Arthropoda; Insecta; Lepidoptera; Pyralidae. The record is from RefSeq and is a predicted model, not a curated record. The transcript has 13 exons.